Messenger RNA from Serpula lacrymans var. lacrymans S7.9, 1317 nucleotides. RefSeq lists its product as uncharacterized. Bases 1 to 1317 code for a protein of 438 amino acids. The transcript has 5 exons. The record is from RefSeq and is a predicted model, not a curated record. NCBI's taxonomy places the organism in Eukaryota, Fungi, Basidiomycota, Agaricomycetes, Boletales, Serpulaceae.
AUGGAUUUGUCGUUAGAGGCCCAUCGUCUCAUCGUGAAGUAUGCGGGAAAUCGCACCGACAUCUGUAAUUUGUGCAGAGUUUCCAGAGGAUUCCAGUGUGCUGCGGAACGCGCGCUCUAUAAUACUAUUUACAUGAAAAAUACCGCUGACACAGUGACACUCUGCAAUCUCCUCGCAGAUCGCCCACGUCUCGCGAUUCUGGUCGAAGCAUUGACGAUAUAUGUUGAGGACGAGGAAAACGGCGACAGUGACAGCAGUCUUGUUUCUUCCCACCCCUUCUGGCUCGCUGUCUCUCUCGGGUUGCAGAAGGUUACGAGGCUCCGCUAUUUCAAUAUUCACAUGGACCGUAGCUGGGAUUCAUCAGCCUGGAUUCUGAGAAAUUGCACCUUUCGUCUGCGCACCUUUCACUGUGAUCUCCAGUGGGAUGACGAUCUUGUUUCGUUUCUCAAUAACCAGCCCGAUAUUGUCGACUUAUUCAUCGUAGAUUAUAACGCUUCCAACCGCACCUUUCACUCUGCAUCAUCCUCCGACACAUCUAGCCUAUGCCCAGAUGCCCUCAUUGAUCUUUCCAUAUUGGAAUGCACCUUUACAGAAGCUGCCUGUGCACUCGUUCCUAAUCGCCCAAUCACUCGUUUGAAAACUUGCUUUUCCCGCACCGUACUUCUCGAGAAGCGCGAGGAAAUGGCAACAUUACUUUCGAAACUUGAUUUAUCGACGUGCCCUCUAGUCUCGCUCGAUAUCGCCGAUUCCUCCUACUCUGAAUAUUUUUCCAUGGAGCUUCUUAGCUCUGUGGUGGAGCUUCAAAACCUGGUCCAAGAGUUGCACUAUCUGGGAACUCUAGUGCUUCCAGUAAUUGGUUCCGAGGUCCGAGUUGUCCACUAUUUUAUCGCAUACGUAUCAAUAACCCGUCUGAAGUUCUACGGGUUUCUCAGACGCUUUCCUCAACUCCAAUGCGUUGAGGUUGAUGUCUCUGACUGGGAUCCAUGUCCUUCUAAUCCUGCAGGACUGCGUGCACUGGCUAGCGAGCUGCGUUUAUACUGCCCUUCAAUAGCACGCACUAUAUUCGUCAUUGAUUUUGAAAGAACGGUAAUGACAUUUGUCCGUGGUCUGAUGGACUCUAACAAAUUGCCAUACCAUAAUUUACUUAACAACAAUAAAUUACAAAAUGGCGCAACGUAUACAAAGUACGCAGCACGUCCGGCCGGUAACCAGAAAGGAGGUCUGCGAGACAGUCAAGCGCACGAUGCCGACGCUUUCAUCACUUGCUCUGUGAUAGAUACCGAGGACGUGUCCCGUAAUGUUCGCGACAGCGCUUGA